AUGGCGGCCCUCGUGCACCCUGAGACGCCAUCUCCUGAGGUCGGUGCUGUAUUCAGACGCGGCCUUGCUAUCGACGUGGCCGGCAGAGCCAGUGACCAUCUCGAUGUCGGCAACAGGCAUGAUCUUGAACGACGUUCAAGACGGACUGUACGGCCGCUCGAGUCCAUCCAAUAUACACCUCCUCACAGCUCAACCGGCAGUGACAGCCACGGCUGGCAUCCGUCAGCGCCAGCCCUCACUGAGCGCAUGCCGGCAGCACUGUUCGUUCCCCGUGAGACGUUCGACGCUCUAGACUUGGCCUGCGGUCGUAUCCAGGUGCGGGAGUCAGGCUAUGGCCUCGUAGCGCUGCAGCGUCGACCUCCGCUGCCACCGGGAUGUCCUCCAUAUAUCAGCACUAAGAAGCAUAAGCUGACGGCUAGACUCGAUGAGAAGACAGAUCCUUGGAAGGGCGUCCUCACGGCAUACAGCGUUGCAUGCAGACCAGAGUCCUCCCGUCCCAGGUUUCAUCACAUUCGCGUACGAGCCCGUAUUAGGCAUGGAAAGAUGAACGAAGACCUUGCCACGGCAGAUCACGAUGGCUUCAAGACCAAGACUGUGACUCUACAUAGUACGGGCGAUUACACUCUAUACUACUAUUAUGUAGUUUUUCUACACGGCAUUCUUUCAUGGUGCGUUGCAUUCACUGUCCAAUUCCUAGCAUAG
This is a messenger RNA of Microsporum canis CBS 113480, 702 nucleotides long. RefSeq lists its product as uncharacterized. Bases 1 to 702 code for a protein of 233 amino acids. Lineage: Eukaryota; Fungi; Ascomycota; Eurotiomycetes; Onygenales; Arthrodermataceae. The record is from RefSeq and is a predicted model, not a curated record. The transcript has 3 exons.